UAAAUAGCGACUGAUUAACGACUAUGCGUAUGUGGUCAUCAUUUAGUCGCUAAUCAGUCGGUUAAAACCGAUACAUGGCACAUUUUUUACAUUUUGGUCGUUGUAACUAAUAUUUUACUGGUUGGUCAGUCUUUAGUCGCUAAUAAGUCAGACAAUUUGCAAUAUAAUACAGACGGUGUCUCCCCACAUUUCUGCCGAGAAACCGUAUAAACAAAUUUCAAAAAAACAAAAUCGUGAAAGACAAAAGAAAAAGAAAGAUUGUUUGAAGUGUUACAAUGUCGGGAAAUAACAACAAUGCUAAUUUUCGAGAUUGGAUGUACAAGAGGAUCGAUGAACGGACGGGAAAUUUCUCGGAAGAAUUCGUAGCAGGGGUGGAUCAAUUCAUGACAUUUGCCAAUAGUCAGCCUCUCACGCAAAGCAACGGGGGUAAAUUUUUCUGUCCAUGUAGUGUUUGCAAAAACGAUAAAUUUCUUCCGGGGUCAAAAAUUUGGAAACAUAUAUAUAGUAGAGGAUUCAUGCAAGAUUAUUAUGUUUGGUCUAAUCAUGGAGAAGAAAUUGAUAUGGCAUUAGGAACGAGUCAUGUUGACCCGACACAUUUAAGUGGUAAUGAAGAAGUUGGUACUGAAGAUAUAUAUGUUGAUAUGGUAAAUGAUGCUUUUCGUGAUAAUGUGAGUUCUGACAAUUAUCACCAGGGUGGUAGUUACCCGGAUGGUAGUUACCAGAAUGUAGUAGACGAUGCAUGCAACCAUUCAAAAAAGUUUUAUGAUUUGUUAGAAGGAGCAAAAAAUCCCUUGUAUGAUGGUUGUCGUGAAUAAUAUAUUUGAUUGUUUUUAUGCCACUUAAUUUACUUGAGGCUUUGCAAACAAGAAAAUAUUAACUUGUGAAUGUUUUAUAGCUCACUGAGUUUUUUUAUGUGAGGGUUAACUUCUUAGCUCACAGUUUUUUUAGCUCGCUAGUUGAAUACUAUACGAGGCUUGCUUAGCUCACACCUUUUUCAGUUCACUUGAAUGUUUAGAGUGUCUGAUGUAAGCUCACUUUGUCUUUAAAUUUGGCUUGCUUUGGUUGGCUUAGUCACUGGUUUAUUACUUCUGUUCCUAUUUAAUAUAUUCAUUAUUUUGUUUAUGUGUUUUGAGGUUUGGUCGUGACAAAGGGAAACUGACCCGAAGGAUCUCAAAGACUUUCAGAAAAAAGUUUGAUGCUGCUUAUUACAGUUGGACUGUUGUGCCUCAGGACAAACAAGAGACAAUAUUUAUAGAAUUUGCAAAAAUUCACACUUGGAGUCAAAUACACACUGGUCUUGUCCAGGAAAAAUUUGAGAGCAUAUGUCAGCUACGUAUAAAAGACAUGGUUAGCAUUUGUAGGAGGAAACGAAAGCAACCAAACUGGAUCCAUGAUACUCUGUGGGAAGAAAUGACAGCGUAUUGGGACACUCCUGUAGCGAAAAAAAAAAAGUGAAACUGCAUCAGUGGCUCGUUUGUCUGAACGGAACAGACUUGGUCCACAAAAGCACAACACUGGCGAGAAGUCUUUCCAACAAAUCGAAUAUGAAAUGGUUGAGGAAUUGGGCAGACCAGUUUCUCUUGGUGAAGUUUACAUCAAGACACAUACAAAAAAGGAUGGGACCUAUGUUGAUUUGAAAGCCGAGCAGGUUGCAGAGAUAUAUAAGAAGAACAAAGAAGCCAAGUUGACUGCCCUUGAAGCUGAAAACUCACAGAGUUCAGAUGGUGCUUCCAAUGAUCGACAGCUCUCCAUAGAGGAGGACACCGAGAUAUUCCUUUUGUCUACUUUCACAGAUGAAAGAGGACAUUACUAUGGCAUUGGAAGCCUCCAACAAACUCUCGUCAAUGGUAAACGGAAGUAUAAUGAGGUCUCUUCUUCUGCAUUCCUUGACAUGAAUAAGCAGCUUGAAGAAGCUCACCGCAAAAUAGAAGAGCAUGCGGCUUCUAAUGCAGCACAUGCUACUACUAUUGCUGAGCAGGGCUCUACUAUUGCAGAGCAGGGUGCUACUAUUGCAGAGCAAGCAAAGCAGAUCAAAGAGUUUGCUGUAGUGAAGAAGUUUCUGUCUGCAACUGAUCAUAGAUUUGAUCAGUUCGUAUCUACUAAUUCCACCACCUGAUCAUGCUUUCUUGUUUAUGUCUCUUGGACAUGAAACUUGACUUUUGUUUAGUUGUUUGUCAAUAUUUUCUGUAAACUCUUGGUGGUAGGUAACAUUUUUUGUAAACUCUCAGUGGUAGGUAACAUUUUUUGUAAAACUCUCGGUGGUUCACAUUUUCAGGUUUAAAAUUAACUAGUGUUUUCUAAUUCACAAUUUGUUUAAUAAAUAUUGUUUUAUUAUAUAAUAGCAUCACAAACAAGAAAGCACAAAUAAGAAAAUUAGGAAUUAAAAUAACAAAAAAGAAGUCUGAAUACAGUCGUAAAACAGUCAUCAAAAUAGAAAUAUUUUAAGACUAAAUAGCGACUCAUAAAAUAACUGUAGUCGCUAAGCAGUCAGAAAUAUAUUAACUAGUUUACGACUACGAGUACCGACUAAUUUAUGACUAAAAAUACCGACUGACUUACGACUGCACAUAACUGACUGAUUAACGACUACAAGAACCCGAUUGAUUAACGACUUCGAAUAUCCGACUGAUUAACUACUGCAUUUAAACAAAAUACUUGCCAAGAAAGUAGUUGUAGAUUAGACGUUAAAUAGUCAGAGUGUAGUCGUAAUAUAGUAUGACUGUUGCCCGACUAGUUGCCGACUGAUUUAAUUAGUUGUAAUUUAGUCGUAAGAUAGUCGUAAUUUGGCGACCGAUUCCCGACCGCUCUAAUUACCGACACGAUGAUUGACGACCAUAACGUUUAGUCGCUAUUCAGUCGUAAUACGUAAUUUGCGACUGUUUCUCUACCGAUUCUGCAGUUGGUAUCUACUUGUUUUCUUGUAGUGUGUUACAUAUGAACCUAAAGGCUUGCAGGUAUUUCAUACACUGCUUCUACUAGUGAGUGUCUCCACAAUCAUCGUUACUAUAAUAUCAUAGUUAUACUUCUAUGUUAUUACUCUUAUAGAGGAAGCAGUGCCCUGCCUAGCUUUCUAGGGGCUAAAGCAAAAUUUUAAAUAAACUAUGUAUCAUAACUAUCAUAUAAAACUAUAAAAAUAAUUAAUAUAAA
Messenger RNA from Brassica napus (rape), 3147 nucleotides. RefSeq lists its product as uncharacterized. The record is from RefSeq and is a predicted model, not a curated record. The transcript has 4 exons. NCBI's taxonomy places the organism in Eukaryota, Viridiplantae, Streptophyta, Magnoliopsida, Brassicales, Brassicaceae. Bases 1550 to 2116 code for a protein of 188 amino acids.